Acanthoscelides obtectus is the source of this 8049-nucleotide messenger RNA. Lineage: Eukaryota; Metazoa; Arthropoda; Insecta; Coleoptera; Chrysomelidae. The record is from the annotation of a GenBank genome assembly.
UCAAAAUGGUGGUUGUAUUGGAUGUUUAUUUAUUAUUAAAAGCGUAAAAAAGGAAAACAAAUACAAUUUGGGUCACAUGAAACUACCAAACUUUUUGAAUCUACUAAACAGGAGUAAACGCCCUUGAUACGAUGAUUCAGGCCUGUUUGAAUAAAAUACAAACAUUCGAUGCACACAUUGUGAGAUAAAUUCUGAUUGGCACUUAUCUCUAAAGAUGAUGGAUAUUUUUAUCUAUUUGAAUCAUCUCUCUGGGCACCAAUGAUGGUUUGCCAAAGCCUAGUGAAUACAUACAAAAAAGAAUAAGAUGGGUAGGUUUUCUUGCCAGACAUGUCCUACACUUUUGUUUACACCUGUUGCAAGUUAAGGGGAUCAUUUUUCAGAGGAUGAGGCUAAUUCUGAGGAAAAACUAAGCAAAAUGGGUGCUACAAGCAACAAUAAUGCAGCUAGGAUAGCUGUGCUACAAGAAAGGAAAAAACAAAUUGAAGAAACCUUAGCUAAACGUACCCAAGAGCUCAAGCAGCUAUGCAUCCAGGAAGCAGAACUGACUGGUAUCACACCUCCAGAGAUGCCUCUAGAACCAGGGGAAACACUACCCUGUAUAAGGAGACGUGUUGGCACAGCAUACCAACUCUCUGAGAAUUUAAUAAAAAACUCUAGCAAAGAUGAACUUAUAGCUGACUUAGAGCUGCAAAUUCAGCUACAUGCUAAUAUGGCUGAAGCAGCAUUGGGACUGGCAAAUGAACAAAACAUGAGCAAGACUAUGAAACGUCAACAUAGAGCUGAGUAUCAGAAGCAUAAAAAUCAGUGCAUAGCAUUACAAUCAAAACUCGCACUUUUGAAAGAAAAAGCAAAUUCUGAGCACAAACAGAAGAAAAAGCCAAGGGCCCCUGAAUUUGUUUCAGAAGACAAUGUAUCUCUGGGGGCCACUGUGAAUGAACCAUUUACAAAAACUGAGCUCAGACACAGUAUAAGAUCAGCAAAGCACAGUCCUUCAAGCCAAAGUGGCAACAGCACUGAACAGAGAUACGAAACAUCAAGUACAAGCAUGUAUCGAAAUUCGGACAUGUCUUAUAUCGCAACACACUAUCGUCCCGAGGAUUUAUUAACUUCUGGUGUCUACAGGUUGAGUCUCAAUGGAUAUAGCAAGUAUAUGGAAAAGAGAGAAAAUAUGAAUGUGUACCCCUCAUGCUAUUCCACGACACCUCCAAGCAUGUAUCAGUUCAAUGCAGGCCAAAAUUCCUCCCACAUGUCACAGCAUAGCUCAUACAUGUCUCAGCAUAGUCCUCACUUAUCCCAGCAUAGCCCGCACAUGUCUCAGCACAGCCCACAUUCUUCACAAAAUAGUCCACACAUGUCCCAUGUGACACAACAUAGCCCUAUCAUUCAUCAGCAUAGCCCUCAAAUGUCGCAACACAGUCUGCAAAUGCAGAGGAAUUCUCACGUGUACAGUUAUCCCCAAUACUCAGAUUAUCGACUGAGUCAUAAUCCCCAAAUUCAAAGUCCCCCUAAGGUUCAAUACUAUCCCUCGCAGGGGAUGUCUAACUAUAGGGGUUACGAGGGGAGUUAUAGAAAUCCGCAUCAAAUUCAACCUCACCAGCAAUAUGAACAGAUGAACGUUACUUCAGGACUAGGUGGUUGUUGGAAGAAAACAGAGAGUGGGGAAUUUGUUUGGUGCAAUUCGAGUACUAUUGAUAUCAACUGGCAGCGUGACAAAAGGUUUGGUAGUUUAGACAGAAGGAAAAACAAGAGAAUUUCUAAACGGAUAUCGCCGAAUGUGGAUAAUAAGUCUGCAACAUUAGCCACGGUGCCGAACUACCAGGAUCAAAUCAGAAGUGCAUCAGUAAAAUCAUCCCAGGUUGUAAGUCGGAGAAGUCAAGAUAAUGGAAAUUUGGUUAGGACUCAGUCUCUCGGUAGUGUGGGGGCACAAACAGUGGAUAGUAUAUUAUAUCCCAGUGACGAUAACUCUUCAUGUGGAAGUGACAAUCGGAUAAAUCAGAAUUUAAGAAAAUAUAAGGAAAAGGAAUGGCUAGAGACAUCAUUGGAUGGGUCAAUCUCACCUACUCAGUCAGUUCGAUCUUCAUCUCAACCAGUGAUACCAACGGUCUUAGCUCCAGAGGAAAAAUAUGUUAGUUCACCGCCUAAACAUUGUAGACCCAUCACACCAAAACCUCCUUUAGAAAUACCUGCAGAAUCUAACCCUUCCCCCCGAGUACAGGACACAAAUAUAGAGUUUUUCAAUAACAACAUUCCAAAAAAUUGUACAAUAGUGCAAGCUGGCCAUUGCAAGCCUUACCAUGAAGAAACGAAACCUUUUGAAAUGUCAGACUUUUACAAGUAUUCAACAAAGUUCAAAAAGUCACCUAGCAAAGUUGAGACGGAUGGGCCGAGCAGAUUGAACCAAAACGUUGGGACCGGUGCCAGUGCAAGAAGUUUGACUGAAAGGUUUGAUGAUUCUACAGGCCAAUACUCCCCAAAGUUGCAAUAUAGUAACAGUACAAAUAUGUCACCAAGCGCGGACAAUUCUGGUAGUCUGAACACCAGCUUAGACCUAGCUGUGUCUGAGAACUUCUCAGCAGAAAUGGAUGCCUGGUAUAAAGAUCAACAGCAGAACAAUAAUCCACCUGGAAAUUCAGGCAAGAGUAGGUCUACAGCAACAUUAGUGUAGUGUAUACAUAUGUCGAUGCGAUAUAUGUUGAAGAGGUUUUUUUUUGUUAUUGAAGCGUGAUUAAAAAAACGCAGAAGCAUAUGAAAUUUCCUUAUCAGGGUCAUAGAUACAAAAAAGAAAAUAUACUUCAUCUAUAUUUUUUGUUAUAUCCUAGGAACAGGGUUUUACAGCGAUUUCCAUGGAAACUCUGCAUAUUGUCCAAUUAAUGUAAGUUAAAUAUUUUAUAUUUGCAGGAUCACAUAAGAAUUAAUGAAUCUAAUUGGGUUAUAAAUUUUGAAGAUUUUUUUCGAGAUCUAUGAAAAGUUGAGUUGCAGUUUGAUGUCUAUUCGACUAUGUUUUCUUAUCGUUUUAUCCAAUACAUUACUGGUUAUAAGUCCUAUUCGGCGUUCGAGAAGCUGGCCAUACACACACACUCUUUCGCGCGGAGAUUCUGUGGCUUCCAAAAAACUUGCAUAAAAUCUUUUGUGAUAGGGGUCAUCGCUACACGCCAUGAUAAAACGGAAAGGAAUUUUAGCCGUUCUUUCGUCUUGAGUGGCGCGUACUUGAGGCCACUUACAAAACACCGCGCGUUAGGCUACAUCCGACAAAGCCGGAUUCUACCUGAGGAUAAAAAAAAAGUGAUCUGAAAUAUUCUACCGUCAUCUGUGAAGCAGUAGCAGAACACAAACAUGGAUUUAAAAAUCUACUUUGGAAAUGAAGUAUUUGUUUCUGCUAGUGUCUCACUGGCAUUAGGAUUUUCAAUCCUUUUUUGGCGGUUCUCUAAUGCCCAUUUUAAUUAGGUAUCUUUAGGCAUUGAAAAAGAGAUUGAAGAUCCUAGCAUCAUCUAUGAGACGAUAGCAGAACUAAAAUUCUAGCUCUGUUCGAAGUGUGUUUGUAAAAUCAUUUUAUUAUUCUGUGACUGUCUCAUAAAUAGUAGUAUCUUUCAGGUCGCUUUUGCUAUGCUCAUAUGUUCGACUAUAGCGCCAUUAAACCUUUUCACAUUAAAUUUCUGUUGAUUGCGGAAAAGAGAAACAGCAGUGAAAAAUUCUCUUAAAUGACUCCAGGAUAUGUCAUCUCGGAUAAUUUCUUAGACGCCAGAAUAUACUAUUAGGAUUUUCAUUCCUUUUUUGGUACCUUUAGGCAUUGAAAAACGGAACGAAGAUCCUAGCACCAUCUAUGAGACGGUAGCAGAACUAAAAACACUAACCCUUUUUUCAGAAGUGUGUUUCUAAAUUCAUUUUCGAAUUCUGUUACUGUGUCAUAAAUAGUAUAUUUCCGAUCCCUUUUCACAUUAAAUUUCUAAUAAUUGCAAAUAAGCGAAACGGCUGUGAAAAAUUGUCAUAGAUGACGCCAGGAUAUUUCAUCUCGGAAAAAUGUUUAGAUGUCGGAAUUAGGUUGACUAUUUUGAGGUAGAUCACGUUAGUCAAUGGUAAAAGUAGAUGAUAUAGGAACUCGAAAUACUAAAAAUUUGUAAAAUAAGUGAAAGAUUGGUCUCAAUGAAAUAAUCCGCUGUUUUCUAUCAGAUAUAUCAAAUUCUAGUUAUUAGAGUGGAACUACAUAACAUAAAAUAAAAAUUACAUACUACAAACUCACCCGACAUGUCUAACUUGUUGCAGCAGUUACGCCUCUGGAUAGUUUCAGCAUUUUUGAAGAUUAUUUUUUAUGUUAAUCACUACAAUGAUUUUGCCGGAUUUCUCAAUCUUUGAUUCCUUCAAAUAAACUCUGACUACGGUUAUACAUUUUGUGGUCAUGAAACUAGGCCAUUAAACAGGCCUUUCAAAAUUUCUCCAAAAUCCAGUAAUAUUUUCCAAGUUAUAGAAGGACGAAUGAUUAAAUUAGUUUUUUAAUUCAACUAAUCUAAAUUUUUGUAAGGUGCCUCCCUUCCUUUUUAAGCUGGGUGCGCCCUUUUGACGCGAAAGAGGACGCGAGUAUAUGGCCAACUUAUGCAAAGAUAUGCUUUAAACUAGUUUGAUCAGGUGGUAUGAUACAUAUAUCGUGGUAGAAAAAUGAAGGAAAGUUAUUGAUUUAACUUUAUUAUUAGGUUUAGGCAAGGUGAUUUUGAUGAAAAAGAGAAUCAUUUUUCAUAAAAUUUGUCACAUACUUAUCUGAAGUAUCUCGUACUAACUGUAGUAAUAACGGGUGCUCUUUUAGAGGUAUGGAAUGUUGAAAUAAAAUAAAAACACUUAUAAAGUUUACGAUUUUAUUGAACUACGCAUCAAAAUUUAUAUGAACUUUGUAUGAGGUUACUAGAUUAUAAAUUUAUAAUUUCGGAACGAUUUGCUAAUGUUAUAUUUCUAGACAGAAAAAUGCUCUCUACUUGAUGUUAAUUUGAUCUGUAAUGUAUUUAAGCCCCAUUUACGCCCGUCAAAACAAAGACCAGUGUGCGACCAUCAAAAUCGCGCUUCUGUUAUAUUGGCAAGCAGGCCAUAAAUGCUUGGGUAAGGCAAUAAAAGCAGCGAUCGAGUACUUAUGUUUGACUUUAUGGCGGGUAAGUUGGAUUUGAAUACACUAUAGUUUGCCAAGUUGCGUCGGCGAUAUUUUCAACGUUCUACAUACUUGAACAAUCGAUGAUUUAUUCCUAGUGUAUUUCCUCUAAAAAACACUCGAUAUUUCUUCAAAUGACUAUAAAAAUUUGUCAGAAGACUGAAAAAAGAAUAUUGCACUUUUAAAUGUUGCUAUGUUUGUCUAGAGUUGUGAAUAAGAAUGUUAGUAUUUUUAUAUCGUCCAGCGACGGUGUUUUGUAAAUUAGAGUUUUUAUUAUACCACAUAUCACAAUACUAAUAAAAAGUGUAGUAGUAUAGUCUCAAAGUACUUUAUCAAUUAUUGUAAAAUUGCAGAUUUAAAUAAUCAGUGGAUUAUGGAAACAACACUCUGGUACUGUUGAGGCAAUUUUUAUACUGUUCCGCUGUCUUGUUAAAUUUUUAUAUCCACAAUAUUGCACUUUGAAAUGUGUUGUUAAUGAGUGCCUUGUUUAGAAUGUUAAUUAAAUAAAAAAUAUUUUCGUAAGAAAUAUGUUGUCUAUAUAUUUUUAUAUAUAUUAUAUAUAAAAUUAAGGGAAGCAAAAUUGAUGAUUAUUGAUAGUUACGUACAGAGCUUAAUAAAAAUACUCAUGUUUUGUGAAAGUUACUUGGAUUUUAAGUUCAUCGUGUCUAUGCAUUUUUUCCAUUGCAUUGCAAAUUUGAAACAAUACACAAUUAUAAUGAAAAUUUAAAUUGUUCUUAUUGUGAGCGCAGUUGCAAUCAUAUCUCUUGUAGAAAAAUGGUGUAAAAAAUAUAAAAUGGGUGCAUUUUGAACGAAAAUACCGAAAUUGUGGAACUUGGGCCAAAUAAAAAUAAAUGCAUAAGUUUCAAUAGACUCGGUCUGAAAUAUUUAAAUGCUAAAUUUGAUUGAUCCGGUCAACUUGAAAUUUGAUUUGUAUUCAUUUCCCAAAAAACUACAUACGGACCUCAGUCCUUUGUUUUUCGGUUGCAAAAAAUCUAGUGACGUCACAAUUAUCGAUAGUGCUUCGUUUAAAUAAACAUGUACAAAAUAAUGUAAAUACUUUACAUUUUUAUAUAGAUAUACUAUAUAGCUGGCAUAUAUGGAAACGUUUCAAGUUUUAACCACAACUUAGUUUUGAAUUUGUAUAUUUUUUCUUCACAUUGAAAACCACUGUGUGAAAAAAUCAUAUCCUUUUAGCAUAUGAUCUCAAGAUAGACUUGUGAAUGUGAUUUUAUUAUUUUGUUUUUGACACUCAAAGUGUACAUACAAGGGUGGACUUACACGUCAUGCAACGCUACUGUUUUUAUGGGGUUUUAAAACUCAUGACUAUUCAAAAUGAACAGAAUCAACGCUUCAUUUUGAAGUUUGGUUUUAUAAAAAAUCAUCAUGUAUAUUUAGAUGAGUCUUUGAUUUGACGAAGUUUUCAAGCUAUGAGAAUGCCCAUCCUCAGUAUUUUUUAGACUAUGAAUUGUAGAUAAAAAUUACUAGGGGGCACAUCGUCAGUCGUUCCUACAAUUGUAGGACGCCUUUAUGGCCUCCUUGAUUUUCAUAGUCUUUUCUCUCCUUUAGAAAGGCUGGGGUAUUUCUAGAUUUCUACUGUCCCGUGUCAGCGUUAGCGCUCUCAUAUUGUGAAGUCAUGUUUUCUUUUUGGAUUGUAGAAAUUUAUUAAUAAAUCAAUUUGAUGCAAAUACAUAUUUGUGAAAUAACCUCAAAAUAAAGCGCUGACACGGAACAGCAGAAAACUAUGGAAAUCAAUGAGACCAUAACAAUUGUAGGAAGGACUGACGAUACGACGCUAAGAACCUUCUUUGUUCAGCAAAAAAAUAAAUUUUUUAUAACUUGUUUAAAAAUACGGAUUUAUUUGACGUCAAAUUCCUGUUAAAUUUGGUCAAGAACUCGAUUCAUGAAGAAAUCCAUGGAUUUAUUACACCCUUAUAUCAAAUACACUAAAAACCAUACUUAUAAGACGGCUCGAGUUCAAUGUGUACGAGAUAGAAGUAUGUGUAGGCACACAUAUUAGAAAUAGAUGGAAGCCUGGUGCAUAGCGAAGCUCAUCGCCACGUUGCUAAGCAAUGCAGAUGCGGCAAUAUGCCGCGUUGCCAAUAUGUUACACCAGUUCCUUGAAUUAAUUCGAAUAUUGAAAAUGUGUGUUACUUUAUACUUUACGCCCAAAUAAUGGUUUUAUUUUGAGCGUACAGAUUUCUGAAUCGUGUCGAAUUUAUUUAUUAUCUAUUCCGGAUCGGUCCUAAGAGCGCUCCAUUUUAGGUCUAAAUGAAAGGUCAGGAUCGCCACAAAUUCUGCAACAUUGCAUUGCUUCGUUUGUAGAUUCCAAGGCAAGGUUUCCACCUCCAUGAUCAUAUUUGAGCUUUGAAAUGUCUUUCACCUGCAUACACGCAGACAGUGAUAAUUUGCAUUGCGUAACGUUUUUUGUUACAUUUUCCGGCCGCAGCGCUGUCGCAAAAUGUAACAAUAACUCAGGAUGUGUUGAUUUUAUCAAAUAUAAUUCUAAAAUAAAUUGAAACACUAAGUCGCAUCAAAAUUGAAAUGAAUAAUUCUAAUCAAAAUGAAAACAGAAUAUUAAAUUAAAUGUUCCGUCUUGGGUUUGACAAUAGCCUAACUUAUUGUAGCAGCCUGUGCGGACAUGUUCUGGUGUAACAUAUUGGCAACGCGGCAGAUUGCACGCCCGUCACCGUUGCUAGGCAAUGUGGUGAUGACCUUCGCUGACCAGGCGGCUUCUAGCUGUUUCUAAUGUGUUGAUACACAGUUCUAUCUCGUACGCAUUGAACUCAAGCCGUCAGACAAAUUUGGUUUUCCCUGUAUAAAAUUAUUAAAGAAAAUCUAUUCAGAAGAUUAAUCUUCAGGUUUCAAUCCAAACCAAAGUAUUCUUGUGGGUUUGAUUAAACGAUUUUGAAACAAAAUAAAAG